CUCCAGCAGCACACGCAGACACAUGCAGAGGUGCACCGGUCUCCUGUUUCUGUCUUUAAUCCUUUGUGCCGCCCUCUCGGAAACGCUCGGGCUGGUUUUCUCAGCAAAAGACAAAAGGGGCUGGACUUUGAAUAGUGCUGGUUAUCUGCUUGGGCCACAUGCAGUAGAUAAUCACAGAUCUUUUAAUGACAAGCAUGGUUUCACUGGUAAACGUGAAAUACCACCUGAUGAAGAUAUUAAAGCAGGGAGCCUCGGAAGACCCGUGGCUGACGAAAACAUCGUGCGCACAAUAAUCGAAUUUUUGACUUACUUGCACCUGAAAGAGGUGGGAGCACUUGAUAAGCUACCUACACCAGAAGAAAUGAGCCAGUCUUGAAGAAUACAUUUUUAUUUUGUUGCAGUGUAGAUUUAGACUGAAUUCUAAACAAAAGACCAAAAUGACCUGAAGUUAAGAAUUAUGGUUUGCAUUUAUUCUGAUAAAUGGUAAACAGCAUUCUGCCCUCUGGUUGGUUUGUUGGAUUUUUUUUUGCUUUUUUUUUUUUCCCCCUUCCCUCUCCUGCAGUGUUACAGUGUAUAAUUUUGCUUUGGUAAAAUUUUUCUGUAGGUAAAUGAUAAAAUAAAAAUAAAGAGCAA
Molecule: messenger RNA, 633 nt
Organism: Sturnus vulgaris (Common starling)
Lineage: Eukaryota; Metazoa; Chordata; Aves; Passeriformes; Sturnidae
Source: RefSeq, a predicted model, not a curated record